This is a messenger RNA of Oryzias latipes (Japanese medaka), 2404 nucleotides long. RefSeq names its product lin-9 DREAM MuvB core complex component (gene lin9). Gene Ontology annotation, molecular function: DNA binding. Gene Ontology annotation, biological process: regulation of cell cycle; DNA-templated transcription; reproductive process. The record is from RefSeq and is a predicted model, not a curated record. Gene Ontology annotation, cellular component: transcription repressor complex; nucleoplasm. Lineage: Eukaryota; Metazoa; Chordata; Actinopteri; Beloniformes; Adrianichthyidae.
UUCUCAAAUCGCCCUCCACAGAUUCCCGACCCAGAAUGCAUUUUGACAACGUCUUUGAAAAAGCAGCGCGGCUAAUUCAAGAUGGCGGAGAUGGACCAGCUGUUAGACGAGAGUUCCUCGGCAGAGGCUCUCGUCAGUCUUAAGGAAGGAAGUUUGUCCAACACUCUAAAUGAAAAGAACAAUUUCCCAAGAACUCACAACACCAGAGGAAGACAUUCCUCCCUCACAAUGGAUACACCAACACGGAGCUCAAAGAGGAGCCGUCUGUUCCGAGAUGAAGAGGAAUCGCCUCAACAGCGUCUCCCUUCCAGAUCCCCUCGUCGGAGCCAGAGGGUCACUAUUACACCGCAGAAAUUUUCAAAUGUUGUCACACCAGACAAAAAGGCAUCCCAGAAAAUAGGGCUGAGACUAAGAAACCUCCUUAAACUUCCCAAAGCUCACAAGUGGUGCAUUUAUGAGUGGUUCUAUUCCAACAUAGACCGACCUCUUUUUGAGGGUGACAAUGAGUUUUGUCUGUGCCUCAAAGAGUCGUUCCCCAAUUUGAAAACAAGAAAACUGACGCGAGUUGAGUGGGGAACAAUCCGACGACUGAUGGGGAAACCUCGAAGGUGUUCUUCAGCAUUUUUUGCUGAGGAGAGAACAGCGCUGAGACAGAAGCGGCAGAAAAUGCGUCUUCUGCAGCAGAGAAAACUGUCCGAUUUGUCAAACUGCAAAGAUCUUCCUGAAGAAAUCCCUUUGCCUCUUAUCAUAGGAACCAAAGUCACCGCUCGACUCCGAGGCAACCACGAUGGCUUGUUCACGGGGCAGAUUGAUGCAGUCGACACAAGCGCGGCCACCUAUCGUGUCACCUUCGACCGCACUGGCCUGGGAACUCACACCGUGCCUGAUUACGAAGUUUUGAGCAACGAACCCAAUGAAACCAUGCCCAUCUCGGCUUUCGCUCAGAAACACCGGUCAGCGCGGUACAUGCAGAACGUCAUGACUCCGCCCAGAGCGACGUAUCCGUCCGUCACGACACCUGUCCACAUGGACAAUGAUCCUCUUAUGAGCCAAUCGCCUUGGAGGAACAAACUGUCGUGUUCUGAGGGAGAAACACUCGGAGGAUUUCCUGUAAAAUUCUUGGUUCAAGUUACCAGAUUGUCCAAAAUCCUGAUGAUAAAGAAAGAGCACAUCAAGCAUUUAAAAGAAAUGAACACGGAGGCAGAAAGGCUGAAGUCGUACUCGAUGCCCAUCGACCUGGACUUUCAAAAGCGAUAUGCCAUCACUGUGCUUGAGCUGGACCAGCUUAACAAAGAUCUGAACAAAGUAUUUCAUGAAGUGCAGCAGUUCUGUUGCGAUCUUUCUCCGGAUCAGGGCAUGGUUCCAGCUGACCAUCCCACAGAGCUGCGGCGGCGUUGUGAAGAGCAAGCCCAGCAGAUGGUGCAGAUGUACAACCCGCAGUGGGACGGACAGCACAUCAUCACAAACCCCGGCCUCACGAGCCUCAUCUCCCGCCUCACUGCUCUGCUCUUACAGAUAAAGUGUCUGGCAGAUGAAGGGGAUCUGAACUCAUUUGAGUUUAAAUCCCUGACAGACUCCCUGAAUGACAUCAAAGCUUCAGUCGAUCCUUCCAACCUCAGUUGCUUUCAGAACAACGUAGAAAUCCACGUUGCUCACAUUCAGAGUGGUUUGAGUCAACUGGGAAAUCUCCACGCAUUCGCUGCAAACAACACCAAUGCAGUCUAAGCACCAGCAUUUUCUCCUGCACGCGCAUGGAGGCGUGCCACCUCACGGUCGGUGCUUCCAUCUAAACGGGAUUUGAUCUCACCGGAGCAACGAUGUUCUCGUUUUUACCCAUCCGUUUUGUUUUAUGGGAAAUGUUUGAGCUCCUGACGCUAAAGACAACACCUCCAACGUGCCAAGCAUUGAUUCCAACAGUUUUUAUUGUUGAUAUUUAUUUAUUUUUGUGUAGUUGUGUAUGUUGAUAAAAAAACUGUUUCUUCCUAUGAAACUUCUGUUGUGUUGGGAAGCAAAAGAAUGUUUAAUGAAAAGUUUAUUGUUGUAGAUAACUGUACAAUAUCUCUAAUUAAUAGAAUAUUAACAUUUCUGCCUCAUAUUCAGAAAAGGCUUUUUGUAAUUUUGUGUGCACUAAAGAGAUUUUGGUAUUUUUGUAAACGAGAUCUCUGGGUUUUUGAUGCCUUUUACUCUUAAGAUGUUAGCAUUACCACAUCUGGCAUGGCUGCUGAUCCCCUCGACCUAAAGCCUGCAUCCCCAUCACCCCCCAGACCCCAAAAAUCUCAAGUUAAUUUUUUUUUUCUUCUUAGGGAACCCCUUUUUUCAGUAUUGUACAGUUGUAUAUGAAAAUGCCUCAGGGCAACUGUAAAUGUUUCCCUCCUUUUUUAUUAAACAUAAUGGUGCAAAAGUC